Pieris brassicae (large cabbage white) is the source of this 5039-nucleotide messenger RNA. RefSeq names its product post-GPI attachment to proteins factor 6. Bases 84 to 2489 code for a protein of 801 amino acids. Gene Ontology annotation, cellular component: plasma membrane. Lineage: Eukaryota; Metazoa; Arthropoda; Insecta; Lepidoptera; Pieridae. The transcript has 5 exons. The record is from RefSeq and is a predicted model, not a curated record.
CACUACCAUGACCUUCAAACUGAAGUUGUGCUUGCUGUCAGUUGUCGAAUGUCAAUGCCACAGCUAACAUCAAAUGUUAUGAGAUGGAACUUUCAUAUUGUUUUUAUUUUCUGCUGUUGUGUUUUGUGGCCGGUAACGAUGAAAAGGAAAAUGAGGAUGAAAUAAGGAGGAGAAGACUGAUAGAGCAGUUGACAAAAACUCGCACGGAAAUACUUGAUAACUACGAACUCGUUACCCGGCAGAUAGCUACGGAUGUAUUCAUGUUCAGAAGUUAUCGGACAGUUUCUGUGUUGAUGUACCAUGUAAAAACUGACAUAGAAGAAGCUCGGUUCACUAUUCAAUCCGAAGAACUACAUUUAAAUAAUAUUGGAUCAUGUAGUCCUCAAGAAGUUAUACUAAAUAUAAAGCAUGGCUCCUACCCUGCAGUUAAUCCAGAUGGCUAUGACUUUCCUAAAAAUUUUAUACAACCACAAUCAAGAGAAGAAAUACAUACAAUAGAGCUUUUAUCAGAUGGCAAGAACCAAACAUAUACAAUACAUAAACCAAAGCCAGGUUAUUGGUUUGGCUUGGUCUAUAUAAAAUGGCAGGAUCCGAGAGGGCAAAAGGUGGAACAACAAGGCUUAGUUGCUGAUUGCCACACAAUAUUGUACACGGAUUUACAAGUGAAAAGGGAAGAGAAAAUUGAUAUAAUAGACUGCUAUAACACUUUGACCAUAGAUUAUCAACAAUUGCCAGCAUUAUAUAAAUGUAUGUCCACAGAUAAUAUAGAUCCUAUAAGUCUGAACAUAACCGUAGUUAAUACUGCACCUAAUGAUUCAAAAAUAACAUUCCAAGUGCAGCCAAAUUCAAUACCGUCACAGGAAAAUUAUAUAAUAUACUGCAACUUUGAUCCAAGACUGAAUAUACAAAGAAUCGUAUUCGAUUCUUCUCCAAGCUCAUGGCAUUAUAUAAAAGUCGAUAAUAUUUUUGGUAACACUUCAAAUAUAGCAGAUUGCGAAUCCUACUACCUCAGAGAAUAUGAUGAACCCGCCGAGCAAUCUAUUAUAGACCUUAUGCGCGACGAUAAAGGUAGAUUUUUCACAUUCGAUUAUGGCUUACCCACCACAGACUUACAAGAUGCAACCAGUCUGGUAAACAUAACGUCCAAUGAAAUCAAAGCUUUACGAUUUAAAGUUAACCAGUUCAUUGAUAUCGGUGGUACAUUAGCGAUAGAAGCCAGUCUCUUGAUGAGUUUGAAAUACUAUAUGGGGUAUAAGAGAGAGUUGAAGAAGGGUACGCUGCUAGCGUUUUCUGAGGAUAACCAAUUCUUCAAGGCCGUGAUUUGUAUGGACAUCGAUCACCCUAGUAUACCACUGAAGACUGGACACUGUAAAUUUAAUGAUAGAGUUAAACCAGCAUUGUUUGUUUUAAAUAGUACGGAUUCAGAGUCGAUUUACGAGAAAAUUCUUAUACCUUAUCCGGAUAGUGGGAACUGGUAUUUAACGUUUAGGCUGUUUUGUGAUGAAGUCGUAUGCCCCUGUCGUACUUCAGACAACGGGACUAGAUAUUACGUUGACUCUCAAACUUCAGAAACUGACAGCUCUGUAGAAUCAAACACGUUUUCGAAUAUAACGAGAGAGGGUGAAACUGAGUGCAAUGCGACUAUAGUAUUGUCUAUAUCGUCUACUUCGUGUCUUAAUGGCAGAUGCAGUAACCAUGGCAACUGCGGUUUGAAUACCUUUGGAGGUAUGGUGAUGUCAUACUGUUCGUGUUCAGCAGGAUAUGGAAGUUGGGACUGCUCAGACAAUUCAAGAAUGGACAGUAAAGUUUACAUGUUAGUGUCCAUACUACUUUUGACACUUAGCAACUUUCUCUUCAUGUUCUCGAUUUACGUCGCCUGCAUACGAUACUACUACACCGAAGCCAUGAUGUAUGCAUUUACAAUGGUGUUUUCAACGUUCUACCACGCUUGUGAUGCGCCAGCGCAAGUUGCGCUUUGCAUAAUACGAGGAAACAUUCUACAAUUUGGAGAUUUUUACUGCGGGUUAAUGUCAUUUUGGGUCACCCUUCUCGCUAUGAGCAUUAUCGGCGAUAAACUCAGAUCAACAUUUCAGCUAACUGGAGCGAUCCUUAUCGCUCUUCUAACCACAUGGAACAUGCAUUCGUUUGUUGCGUUUUUGUUGCCAGUUGCGAUCGGUGUUACCAUUUUAUUGGCAUCGUGGUAUACAGACUAUAAUAAAACGCAUUGUAUGCGUUAUCCUAAGACGUAUUAUUCUAGGCACCUGCCAUUUGGCAUAGUUCUAGUUUCAGUUGGUUUGGUCUGCUACGCAUUUUUGCAGACGGAACAAAAUUACAAAAUAGUUCAUUCGAUAUGGCAUAUGAUUAUAGCGAUUAGUGUUGCGUUUCUGUUGCCAGAUGUAAAAAGGGUUGAUAUGAAUCCGUUCGUUCCGAGCUCGGGGUAUUGCUGGCGGCCGAUUUGUAAUAUAUUUAGGAGAGCCACGAAUCAAUAAUGCAUUUAUUUAUCGACCAAAUAAAUUUAUCAUCGUAAAACAUUGUCAAUAGAGAAGACAACUUGAUCACCAACGCUAUUAUACUAUUUAAUAGAAUAUUUUUUGAAUUAUCGAAUUGUUCAUGCCUCUGGAGGCUUAGCUAAAUUUGUAUGAAAGUUUGUAGACAAAUUGUCAUUGUCACAUUGAACUGUCAUUUUCAUACAAAUUUAAUUUUCGACUUUCUACAUACACUACUGUUAAGGCAUCUUGACUAAGCCCUUAUACUGAUUAUAUUAAACACCUAAAGAAGCAAAACAUCUAAACGAACAGUUUAUUUGGUCGAAAGAAGUCUUUUGGAAACGAUUUUGAUAUUUAUAUAGAACAUAGUAACGUAAGCAUAAUAGGUAAUGCCAUUUGCAAUGUUAUAAUAGUUGUAAGUAAGAAGUGAAAACUAACCUAGUCAAUGCAAAAACUUCUAACAAAUAUUAUUGUGAUAUUGUAUUACAUAUACAUUUUCAUAGGACAAUAUAUAAAUAGUACAUGUGUAUAUAGAUUUAUUAUACACUAGAAGAAGUCGUUUUUUGUGGCCGGGAUAAACGAAAUUAAUGUCCGUUCAUACCUACAGACGUUGAACGUGACGAACGAACGUAUAUUCGUGCUUCGUUUAAGUCCCAAAUACACUCAGGGUGCACGAUAUUCGAUUUUAAAAAAAAUUGUCUAUUACGAGAACUGUUCAAUUUUAAUAUUUGUUUGUGCUAAGCGUAUUCCUUGGACCUCGCUGGCUAACAGCAGUAUGAAAAGUUUGUCACUAGAUCACAAUGUUUGUCGGUGUUACAGCACUAGAUUGCGCGAACCGUGUGUACUAUAAUUUAUAACGAAGCCACAGAUAUGGUUUUCCGGCCGCUAUUACUACUCAGCACGGAAUUGCCAUUUAGUUUAAUUGUUAAAUAAAUUUCUGUUACAUAUUCUACAAUUUUAUAGUUCUUUAAGCAUAUUGUAUUUUUGUGCUGUAAUUUCAAUACUCAUCCUUAAACCGUCAAAAAUACUAAGUUACUUUUAUGUAUAUUACUACAUUUGAGAUUAUUACAUGGAAUGCCAUGCAUUCUGGAUACCGUCUAUGAUGUAUUUUGAACUCUUUUUCGUAAACGUGAAGUUAGAGUUCAUCCUAGUUCCGACUUCCAAUUGCUAACUUGGGUGCCUUAUACUGUUCAAUUUCAUCUAUUUUUAACACAUUACUAUAAGUUUCAAUGUAGUAAAUGUAUACGCAAAUAGAUGAAGAUUUUAAUGUAUGUUUAAAUAAUAUAAUGGAUGUAGCCAAAUAAGUGUCAGCAAGUAGUUUGAGGCGGAUAAGUGUUUUUUAAGUAUAUUACAACAACAACAAAAAAAAUGUUUUUCUUCAGCACACCAAAACCUUGCAAGUAACUGAUAUCAAAAUAUUAAAUCAUUUGCACUUAACAAAGUAGUUUAAUUUGUAGGCUACAUUUAAAAGACACUGAUAACAGAAAUGUAGAUUGAAUGUGUAUAAGCUAAUUAGUUGAAAUUAUAGUUAUAUUCAUAUAUUGAGAUUAUAAAAAAUACUUACGUACUUGAAGACAGAAAUCUAUCUUUAGACUUAUUUGAUUAAUUAGUUUAACUAAGAAUUCUGUUCCUUUAUUAAUCUGUUAAAGUAGUUUAGGAACUCAUUUAAAAUCUGGUUGGUUUUUUACUAUUUUUUUUAAAUACCAUUUAUAGGACAAGGUAAUUAGACAUUUUAAUAUAUGAUUCAAAUAUGAAAGUAUCAUGUUAUUUAUGAAUAUACAAUGAUUUGUAAAUAAGGACUAUGCACAAGACUUGAGGAAUUGAUCCUGCCCAACUAUUAUAUUGUCUGGAACUUGGCAUUUUGAAAUGAUAUAUUUUGAUGCAUGUAAUAGGAAAGACUUAAAAAACCAUUUAGAUUAUAAAUUCCAGUGAUACCUGGUACAUACAUUUUGCAUUUAUAAAAUAUAUAAUUGAUGACAAGGUGACAUAAUUCUUUCCUCAAAAUCACACGAGAGAACAUAUCAUACAUCAUCAAAUAUCUUACAAUUUUUGGCAUUAUUAAAAAAUAUUUUUUUUAAUUCAAUGAUAUCUUUGGUUUAUUAGUCAAGGUGCUCUUUCUACAUUAUGACAUUCUGAAUGCAUUUACUAGCUUAUCAGUUGUCACAUUCUUUACUAUGCUCAAUUGUUUUUGUGGAUAAGAUCUCUGCUAAUUUCCAUUUUAUUUAAAUAGAUAUUUUUUUCUUUUUAUAUACUAUAUUAACAAAAUAUGUACAAUAUGUUAAAGAUUUUAUUAGCCUUAGCUAGUCUUAGUUGCCUGUCACAUACAUUAACAUACUAUUUCUAGCGGUAAUUACAGAAUGCUUUUUAUGGACAAAAAAUUAUAUCACUGUUAUGGUAUGCUAAUUAUUAUUAAGUGGUGUGAACUGUUUCAUGACACCAGUUGACUUCCAUAUUCUAAUCUACAUACAGUUUCUUUUUACCGAAUUUGUUAUUUGUGUUAAUAUGAAAAUAUGUCUUGUUAGAUAUUUAUGUGAUAAUUAAAACCAAAAAUGA